This is a messenger RNA of Caenorhabditis angaria, 1431 nucleotides long. The record is from the annotation of a GenBank genome assembly. Lineage: Eukaryota; Metazoa; Nematoda; Chromadorea; Rhabditida; Rhabditidae.
AUGGUGAGUUUUGCUGAAUUUUUCGAGGUUUUGAGAGGUAAUUUGUUGUUUUCAGCCAAGCAAGAAGGUUAUCAAGAAGAAAGUCGCCUCAGUGCCAGCGCACAUCCGCGCCCAAACUCAAGUCCAAAAGGAGGUGAAAAACCCACUUUUCGAGAAGAGAUCGCGCAACUUCAACAUCGGUAAGUACUGUCAAUAUCUAGAGAAAGAGGCGAAAAAAAAUAAUAUUUUCGAGUUAAUUUAUGGCGAAAUCCCAAAAUUUCGUAUAUUUUCGAAAAUACUGCUCUUGACAUGUGAUUAGCGAUCCUCUUCGGGGUUGAUUGCUUCUCUACGUAGAGCAUCGGGAGCUUUCUGUUAGGUUCAAACCCGGUCUACCUUGUCAUAUAUCAACAAUCUGUGCGGCCCUCUACCGCCUCUUGAGAUGCCCGGAUUGAAUUGCAUAUUCCUUAUCUCUCCGUAGUUCCUAUGGAACCGUGACGGUUGGGACAAACCAUGCAAAUUACAACUAAAAUUUAUCAAUGUUUCUAUUUUCCAGGACAAGAUGUUCAACCAAAGAGAGACGUCACCCGAUUCGUCAAAUGGCCAAAAUACAUCCGCCUUCAACGUCAAAAGACCGUCCUCCAAAAGCGUCUGAAGAUCCCACCAACCAUCAACCAAUUCAGACAAGCUCUUGACCGUCAAACCGGUUGGUAACCCUUUUUUAAUCAGAGUAAUGUAAUAAGCGAGCCUUGUGCUUCGCCAUGAUGCAUUUUACCUCUGAAAGGGCAAGUAAGCAUUUAUACAUUCCUGAUAUAUUUUCCUCGAGUAACUUGGGAAACCGAGUUACUUUUUGAGUUUCAAAAAUAAUGGUAAUUUUUCAGCCACCCAAGCUUUCAAGCUUUUGGACAAAUACCGUCCAGAAUCUGCUGAAGCCAAGAAGGAGCGUCUCCGCGCCCGUGCCGAAGCUCGCGCUGCCGGAAAGAAGGAAGAGGUCACCAAGAGACCAAACACCGUCCGUCACGGAAUCAACACCAUCACCAGAUUGGUCGAGACCCGUCGCGCUCAAUUGGUCCUCAUCGCCCACGACGUCGACCCAAUCGAGAUCGUUCUUUUCUUGCCAGCACUCUGCAGAAAAUUCAACGUUCCAUACGCCAUCGUUAAAGGAAAGGCUGCUCUCGGAACCGUUGUCCGCAGAAAGACCACCGCCGCUUUGGCUCUCGUUGAUGUUAACCCGUAAGUUUAUUUACCAGUGAUUUUUAAAAUAAUUACAUUUUCUAUAUUUUCAGAGAAGACAAAUCGGCUUUGUCCAAACUCGUCGAAACUGUCAACAACAACUUCAACGAGCGCAGUGAAGAAAUCCGCAAACACUGGGGAGGUGGUAUCAUGUCCGCCAGAUCUGACGCUCGCAAGCUCAAGCUCGAACGUGCUCGCGCCCGUGACCUCGGAAAACUUUAA